Messenger RNA from Paramuricea clavata, 6029 nucleotides. The record is from the annotation of a GenBank genome assembly. Lineage: Eukaryota; Metazoa; Cnidaria; Anthozoa; Malacalcyonacea; Plexauridae.
AUGUCUGGCGUCUCUAUACACUCCUACCAACAUCCAAGUGAAAAGUCGAGAGAAAUGGUGUCAGACAUAAUUACAGGGACUAGCAAGACUGAUGAAGAAGAUGUAAAGCCAAGCUUAAAACUGAAAAGGAUGCUUUGCAAACAACAGGAGACUGACGACAGCAAAGAUGAUAAUGUGGAUAAAGCUAAGUCAUCAAAGCGAAUGUGUGUUUUUACUUUUCAAACUGCAAAGAUGUGAUUGGGUAAUAUUUAUUGUUAGAAGUCGUGUGAUUAAGUCGAUUUAUAGUUGUGUUGUCAGAAACAUUUAAGAAAAUUGGAUAGUUUCUUGUUCAUAAUAAUUUGAGGGGUGAUAUGUAUUAAUCAACCCCAUUUAGACACAGUGGUCGGUUGCUAUGCAUUUUGCUCCCGGAGAGCUCCCGCUGUGAAAUUGCUAGCAUUUGUUGCUUCCUGUCUCCAAACUGUUUUCGCCUUUUGGCCGAUGGAUAUUACGCCAUGACAAAUUGUACCAUAUAGGGGUCCCACAGUACCACACGUGUAUGACCUACAAUCCUCCCUUGAGAUGCCUCUGGGGUUAUUAGCAUUAUCGGAGAUAUAAGCAACAACGUGUUGAAUUUUCGCAUUUGUCGCUGUAUUUUUAAAAUAUUUUUGUUAAAACAUAAUUUCGGACAAACUUCUCAAGUCAAAGUUGAAGAAUAUCAUCUACUCAACAAAUCUGAAUGGAUAGCUGUACCGGAGAGAGGUGAGGAGAAAAUAUCCUUUGGCAUUAAUUUGCAUUUUAUAUUAGCAUUCGUGACCAGCCAUAUUGUUGUUCACCUCAUGCUGUGCUGUCUUUUAGCUCGAUAGAAUAUUGCUCUAAAAGCCUGGUUUGUGACCGAAAUAAAGGGCAUCCUGGACACUGCAACAAGAAUAGAGGAUUAUCACUACAAUUUUGGAAAGAUUCUCCAUUCUUUCAACUCAAAGAAGGCCAAGGCAAAUUGUCACGAAAGUCACACAAAGUGGAUAAUAUACAAACAGAAGUCAAGGUAUCUGAGGAAAAUAUUGCUAAGAAACAUGAACAGUUGGAUUUAUAUGAGAAAACCGUGCAAGUAAAGGUCGAUGCUGCCAGUAAGCAUUAUAAAAUUUUGUUAUCUGUUUUUUUUUUCAUGCCAACAAAUACCAAUACAUGUUGAACUUGUAAUUGCGUGCUUGGUGUUUGUUAUUGAUCCUUGCGAGUAUCUUUGUACUGUUCUAGAUUGAAAUAAACACAAUGAACAUUUUACUAAAACAAAACUAUUUAUAUUUAAAAAAUUCAUUAAUAAUUCACGAGAAAAAUUCAAAAGAAAUGAAUGUAUAAUCAAUGUUUGUAAAUCGGAUAAAGAUUUGUCCUGAUUUACAUAAACUUUAGCUUUGAUUUUCUUGGCUUUAUAGACAAUGUUUAUUUUUAAAAUUACUUCGCCAAUGAACUCAUAAGAUGGGUCAUUUUUUAAGUACUAGAUAAAACAUUCGCAUGAUACAGAUCGGCUGCUCAUGUUUUAUCUAGUACAUAAAUACUAAAUAGGUUUUCAACCCAGAAAAUUUGUAACUAUUUUUGUUCAUAUGACAUGUUCUAUCAAGACUGAAUUGGCAUUUAAAUUUUAUAUUAUAUUGAUGAGUUGCCUUGUUUAUGUUAAAGUAAAUGUUUUCCUGGCAGGAAGAUUCACAUGAGUGAUUGAAAACUAUGCCUGCAAUAGAAACCCUCUCUUGGGAUUAAUUUGCCUGUCAGCAAAUCUAAAUCAGUAGAUUCAUUCCCACCUGGAAAUAAUUUCAUCAUUAAAUCCGGUUGAAUAGACUAUUUGCACGCAAGUGGAAUAUUGGUAAAUUCAAAUUAUGAAUGUGAAAAGCUUAAUGAGUAUUACAUGUAAAUAGGAAGUAGGCUCCCCUAAUUAGUUUCAUGCAUAUUUCCAUCUAGACCAUGAGUCGAAUGCAUCCUUUGAAAAAUGGGGAGAUGUCGAUAGGGAGGUUGUUGAAAUUGAACAGCAUCUUCAGAAUAUAUUGCAGGAGUAUAACAAACUAAGAACCUUGGUUGACCAAAAACAGUAUGCUCGCACUCUAAGGCGAAACACAAAAACCACUUUGUAUAUUUUACUGGGGUGGUGUCAGAAAUUUUAGGGGGGGUGAGCUGUGAGCAGGUGACUGAAGCAACACAAAGUGUCACCAAACCCCAGUAAGGUCUAUAUUCUAGGUGUGGAGCACUAGAGCCGCGAGGGGGAGUCUAGAGAGCAGAAAACAAAGUAUCCCUGGGAAAAUUUGAAAAAAAUCAUGAUUCUAACUUCGAAAAAAAGUUUUUUGAAGUUGUCAUAUCAAUGGAUUUGCAUGUCUGAUUGUCUGUUGAGACUUGAGCGAGUCAAUUAAAGUUAAAUAAACCUGUAAAAGUGUAAACCCAAUAGGCCAAUACACGUUAUGCUUUUAAUUUUAUAUAGUCAUUGAUAUUGUGUCGUUUGAAUCCGAGUACAAUUUAUGAUGCAACUCCAAUGUAAAUAAUAUUUGGGCCAUAAAGAUUAAAAAUAGGCAAGUCUAUUUCCUAAAAGAAUUAAAAACUAAAAAUAAUGUUCGUAAAAAUUCCAAACGUUCCUUGUGAGCAAGCUAUUUGCAUGACAAGGCACUGCAAACUCUGGUACUUGCAGCAUUCGUUUCAGGUGAAAAGCAGAGACCAAGAAUGUCUUGGAUUAUAUCCAUGGUGGAGAGGAUGCAGCAGUGCUUGGGAUUAUGCAACAUCAAGUGCAAGCAAAGAACUUUUGGACACCUUGCUUGGUAAGUGCCGAAGGGGAAAAUAUUUGCAAGGUGUUAUUAACCAAGCUCUGUAAGACCACAACAACUCCAAGGCCUCCCUAACCCAAGCACUUGCCUUGAAGUACCAGAAUUUUUUGUCGCAUCGCAAAUUUAAUUUAAAAUGUAAAACACAGUCCUCUGUGUUUGAUCCUGAUGCCGAAGUGUGGUUACCACAGAAUAUGAAAUGCUUGGGUGUAGAUGUAGAGUUGUCGCUUAGUCUAGUGUCAGAAGAAAAAAUCGAUAAAUUUGUAAAAUCGUUAGAUAUAGGUAGUGUAAGUCAGAUUCCAAAUGUACCUGGGGUCACUAGGACCAUCACUGGCCUUGUUUUCAUGAUUAUCGAUUUGCAUUUACGAUUGCCACAUUUGUUUUGCCAACUUAUUUGGUUCAAUCAAAAUACAAACCACUUCAUUUUUCAGUUUUCUGAUGACGGUGCUCCUGAAACAAGCCAGCUUACAAUGUCAAUGGUAGUGUAACAUUGUGGAAUUUUGGAGUAAGGGUCAGAAGUAGAGAGUUUCAAUAUUUGCUUCAUUGUGUUAGUCUUGAUGAAAAGCAUGAAAUGUUUGAGCUUCUAUGGAAGCAACAUGCUGAUGAGAUGCAGCUUCUUGAGUCGAGUGUGUUCACAGUGUGUGGGAGGGAAUGCACUGUGGAGUUUCAGCCAAGUGCUGAUAUGAGCUGGCAGGGUAGGGCCUGCAACAAAGUAAACCAGGCUGCAACACACCUCUCUCCUCAUGCAAAUGUGCACAAAAACAACAUGUGCAUUCUGGGAGGAACAUUGGUCCAAGUAUGAAUGACACUUGGACAUCUUAUUCAAAUGAUGUGUGCACCGAGCAUGUCAAAGGGGUGAAUAAGUAUCUUAGCACAUUACCUACCACCCUUGCAAACAGUACUCGUCAUGAGAAACUGCUCUCUUUUAUGACUGAGAACAGGAUUCACCAACUUGGUCUACCAAGGAUUGGUAUUUUUGCAGACAGAGUUCGACCAGAUCCACUGCAUUGUGAAAUUAAUGCCUGGCAGCAUCUCUUAGAUUUAGUUUACACUGCGUCUGUGGACUGGAAAGUUUGGAAAUUGCGCAAACGAGAUAAAAAUGUUCCGGAUUUUUGCGCGUCUAGUUUUCAAAUCUGCGCGUCUGGUGUCUGAAUUAGCACGUGCAGUUUUAAAUAUAAUUUAUAGUUUUCAGUUAUCGCCAAACGUGACAAAGUAAAAUUGUUUAUUACAGCUGUUCAUGUUCUAUGAUAGUUUAUUUGCUUACGAAAUUUAAAUUUUUUAAGAAUGAUCACAUUCACAUGCACCACCAUACGGAACGCUCACCAACAUUCGUUGCUUGCCAGAGCCUUUUUUAAGAAUUUGUCUGUGGGAAGAUAGCAAUCUAGAAAGAAGGACCACACUAUUGUAUGUAAUAGUUAGGGGGGUCUGGGGGAUUUUCCCCCAGAAAAUGUUUGUGUUUUUCCACCCCUAGGACUGCAUUUCGUGCAUUUUGUGAACACAUUUGCACAGCGUUACAUUAUACUGUAGAUAUAUUCUUAUAGAAUCUUCAGUUAAGUACUUCCUUGGAUAUUUAUGUGAAUACCACAACUCCGUCACUAACUUGUUUCGCCGAUUAGUCUAACCUUCCAACAACUCAAAUCUAUAGGGUCUGAGAUAUGCUAUCCAAUGAGGCGCGGGUUUAAAAUCUAAUGUAUUCAGGACACAAUGUUUAGCAUUUUUAAAUACAUUGAUCGAACCAUCUGACAUUUGCCACUUACAUUUGGCAUAGCCUCGUGCCCAGCCGCAGCCCAGGCUCUUUAUACUUUAGUUUGCAACCCUAGCGUUCAAAUGAUGUAAUUUCACCAUCGUUAAAAUUUUUGUCCGACUGUAAACACGCUUGUAUGAUGGAUCCGAUCGAUCGAUCGGACCAUCUGACAUUUGCCACUUCAAUUGUGGCAUAGCCUCCUGCCCAGGCUCUUUACUUUCGGCAACCUAGAUUUGAAAAUAACGUCAUUUCACCAUCGGUAAAAUCUUUGUCCGACCGUAAACAGCUUGUCCGAUGGAUCCGAUCGAUCGUGGCAUAGCCUCAUGCUCAGGCUCUUUCCUUGCAACCCUGGCGUUCAAAUGACAUCAUUUCACCAUUGGUAAAAUUUUUGUCCAACCGUAAACGUGCUUAUCCGAUGGAUCCGAUCGAUCGUUCGGACCAUUUGACAUUUGCCACUUACAUUGUGGCAUAGCCUCCUGCCCAGGCUCUUUACUUUGCAACCCUGGCAUUCAAAUGACGUCAUUUCACCAACGGUAAAAGUUUUGUACAUGCACACAAAAAAACAUUUCGAAAAUAGAACGGUCCAACCUAUAUGUCAUGCCUGACUGUUGUAAUAGUCCUUAUAAAAAUAAACUAGAAAUACAUGCAUGCAGUAACCCCUCGCCAAUAUUGCCAUACAUUAAACAUGAAGUAUUCAAAAAUGACCAGCACUGAACGCAGGCUCGCGCUCAAGUGUUGCCAUGACAACACGAUAUUCUUAAAUUUUUAUUUUCAUAUGCUUUCGUUUCCCCGGGUGUAAAUAGCCGGGGGGAAUUAGCACCCUCGCACGGUGCUUCGCGCCGCCGGCUCGGGGAUUAAUAUCACGUUAUGCUAUAAUAUAUUUGUCUACGUAUAUUUGUCCCGCAUCAGACAAACUAUUCUCCGACGGUAGACAUGUUUGUCCAUCGCAUCAAUCGGACUCCGAUCGCGGAUAAAUAUUCGGGCUGUAUGAUAUAUCUGUAUCAUAGAUGGAUGAUUUCGGCCCUCUCAAAUUCAGUUAUUUACCGAAGUUGGCAAUUUGGCACACUGAGACGCUGACUGCUGUCAUGAUUAUAUUUAUAAUUUAUAAAUGAUUCCUUUAUAAAUUAUUCCUUAUUCUGUUAUUCAGUUGUAGUGCAUUUCAACAUUUCGAAAUUCGAAUCAUUCCAAUAUUCCAUCCUGAACAACACGCGUCAGUGUGUUAUAUAUGUGUAAUGUGUUAUUGUAUAUUUGUAGACAAUUCAGUUUCUGAUAAUACAGAAUACAAAUUUGACAUUUCCAUAAAAAGUGCGACACAAAAACAUGAAACAAUUUACAACACUACAUUUACCUCACAGAAAUUAUUCAAUAGUCUCUUGAUGAAUGAUCGCCGUGGAUUACAGUAUGGACAGUUACAGUAUGGACAGUGGGGUAUGCCAUAUCUUUUCAUGCCUGCAAAUUGUAUGAAGAAUACAAUAUUGGUUAUGGCAUUUUAUUACUUCAGGCAAAGGAACUGA